Molecule: messenger RNA, 1553 nt
Organism: Chlamydomonas reinhardtii
Lineage: Eukaryota; Viridiplantae; Chlorophyta; Chlorophyceae; Chlamydomonadales; Chlamydomonadaceae
Exons: 3
Coding region: 391-834 (147 amino acids)
Source: RefSeq, a predicted model, not a curated record
UACACGAACGUUUCUUGGCUUUUGAAACUUAGACUGCAGGUGAGCUUGCGUUUCAUCAGCACGUUCACAUACAACUUCACACCCGCCCGCGCCCGCCGUUGCGCGGGACUGUUGCUGGCACAGCUUCUGCCGCGUUAACUCCUAGAUAAAAUGCAUCUUCGCUUUACUGCGUUUCAUAAAAAUACACAGCGCACCGCUCGCGAUGUCCAUUCGCUUUGUUUCAGCGCAGCAGCAGCACAGAGUCAGCCAACAGCAGCAUCCUGUUGUAUACGCUGUUCUAAGCUUGAUAAGCUCGACGCCGCUGCUGUCCGUGUUUUGUGCAGUGGGUGUGACCGAGAGGAGCGAAGAGACGUGUCGCCUCUAUCAGCAGACGAGCGCAAUCAAGCAACCAUGCGCCUCGUCAAUUAUGGGAAAGCCAGCAGUAAAAUCCCUUCAUCGGAAGUAAGGUGCCCCGUGGCAUUCGCUGCUGGACUCCUGCUGGGCUUGAUCCUGGCGGCCGGCGCGCUGCUAAUGGGCCGCCACCUUCCACCCCUUGCGCCUGAUGCCGACGACAUCUACGUGAGCCUCGGCGCCUACCGGGACAAGGAGUGCGCACAAACGCUGGUCAACCUAUUCCGACAGACGGCGGCGGCAGCAGCUCCCGAGGCUGCAGUGGCAGGUGCAGUGGAGGCGGAACCCGAUCUUGACGAGAUCCCGCCCACACAGCUGACGCCGCCGCAGCCAGGCGUCAACCCCGUCGAGCUUGCGUGCGCUCGCGCAGUCGCGGACUUCUGGUCGCGGCUGAUGCAGUUCGCGCAGCUCGGCGUGCCCCAAAAUGGGCUGCGAUGGUGUUGACGCCACUCACCCCAUCCUGGCGGUGGUGAACGGUGAAAUGCUGUGCGCGUUGCCGCAAGCUAUGGAGCUGGAGGCUUGAAAGGGAUCAGCCCUUAGGAGAAGCGCGUGAGCACUAACAUGAGCCACUGAAGCAGUGGCAUACGAGAGGGUCAGCGGGGGAGCUUAGCGGGCGGGCGAAGGUUUUUUUUGUGUUACGCCCGUGGGAGCAGGGCCAGGUUUUGCGGGGUUUUUGCCUGUGAGGGUGUUUUGGGUGCUGCAGCACCCCGGGCCUUACGGCCUGGACCGGCCUAGUGGCCAGACGCGUUUGUGGCUGCCCUUAGGCAUAGUCUGCCCUGGCGUCGAGAGCUGGUUAGGUUGCGGUUGAGGUCGUGCAGGCUGCGGGGUCGCAGGACUCAGCCCCACAGCCACUGUGGUCGUGCUAUCGCGUGCUGUCGCGUGCUGCGUGCUGCGUGUUUUGUUAUGUUUGCUGUUUUUUUGUUUGCUGCCCGCCUGGUCUUAAGAGGUAGCUCGCCCGCUGGGUCUGAGGUUGUUACACCGGUAGUAAUUCCGCAAGGGUUACUGGCGCGGUGAAGGGUCGGAGUGCGUUACCCUGUGGACUCCAGAGCUGUUUGCGCUCUGCCGGGGAAACGCCAGGUCACGGCAGCCCUCGAUUGAGAGCCCUGUCGUUGGUUAUACCAGAUACACGAUUCACGUGAUCUGGCAGAAUAACCGUGGAAACC